Cryptomeria japonica (Japanese cedar) is the source of this 732-nucleotide messenger RNA. RefSeq lists its product as uncharacterized. The record is from RefSeq and is a predicted model, not a curated record. The transcript is spliced from 2 exons. Bases 206 to 514 code for a protein of 102 amino acids. NCBI's taxonomy places the organism in Eukaryota, Viridiplantae, Streptophyta, Pinopsida, Cupressales, Cupressaceae.
AUUCGCUCAUGUGAGUAUUUUAGCAAGGAUAAGGACAAUUUUUCAAAGUCGACACACCAUUUAAAUAAUAAUUUAUCAAAACUGUAUAAGAUCGAUGAGACACGGUAAACAAAAAGCUUAGACAGGGUGGGCCUCAGUUUGGGCUUUUAUUCAGAUUAAAUUCUCCAGGAACUGAAUCGGGGUCAAAAGAAGGAAAAAAAUAAUAAUGGCAAACCAAGCUAGUCGAUGGGCUUUAAGGUUGGUGCUGCUGGUAUUGAUUUGCGUUGUAGCAUUUUAUGUUGGAAGACCUCUCUACUGGAAGCUCUCAGCUACUCUACAGGAGGUUAGGGAGAAGAACUAUGAUGCCAAGGCCGUGAGGGAUGGCAUUACACAGCUAAUGUAUUCAGCUCAGAAAUCGGUGGGAUGGUUCAAUGACGAGUCAGAUGCAGGAGUGAAUGAGAAAUCAACCAAGAAACUAGCUAAGAAGGUGGACAAAACCAAAAAGGCGAAUUCUCGGAGACUUGCUUAUUUGUAGGUAGAAAUCAGGGAAUUUUACUUAGGGCAAGAGGCUUAGAGAAUUGGAUUGAUUCUAAAUGGGAGAGGGGUGCUGUUGCUUUUUGAAUAAUGGUGGGGGUAAGUAGUUUCUAUUUAAUGGCUCUUAGAACUGUUGAUUUUGUAAACAAGGAUAAACUAUAUGAUAAAUGUAAAGCUCUAAUAGUAUAUAUUCUUAUGAAUGCAUAAAGCUUGAUUAUA